AUGAGGUUCGGGCAGCAACUGCGAAGCUCCCUCAUCAAGGACUGGUACUACUACUACAUUGCCUACGACGACCUGAAAAAGAGUCUGCGCACCGACUUCGAGCACACGCCUGCUAUCGCCCAGGCUCACAAGAAGAGGCAGCCGUGGUCGGAGGAAGAUGAGCGCCGCUUCGUGAACCAGCUCGAGCAGGAGCUGGACAAGGUCUUCACCUUCCAGAAGGUCAAGAGCCAGGAGAUCAUACGCCGCAUCAAGGCCAGCGAGAAGGAAGUGCAGGAAGUCAUCGCCCGGGCUGAAGCGGCGCAAAAUGGCGACGACCUCGCCAAGCAGAAUGCACCCUCGGAAGACGAGUUCUUGCUGCUCGAAGAGGACCUCUCGGACAUCAUUGCAGAUGUCCACGACAUUGCCAAGUUCACGCAGCUGAACUACACCGGUUUCCAGAAGAUCAUCAAGAAGCAUGACAAGCAGACGCAUUGGCACUUGAAGCCUGUCUUCGCUGCACGACUCAACGCUCGUCCGUUCUUCAAGGAUGACUACGAUAGUACCGUUGUCAAUCUCUCGAAGCUCUACGACCAAGUCCGGACACGAGGCAAUCCCACCAAGGGAGACUCGUCAGCCGGCGGCAAGCAACAGAACUUUGUGCGUCAAACCACCAAGUACUGGGUGCAUCCAGACAACAUCACCGAGCUGAAGCUCAUCAUCCUGAAGCAUCUGCCUGUGCUUGUCUUCAACCCUAGCAAGGAAUUCGAGAAGAAGGACUCCGCUAUCUCGUCCAUCUACUACGACAACCCUGAAACAUGGGAGCUCUACGAAGGCCGCCUGAAAAAGACGGAAGGUGCCGAGGCCAUACGUUUGCGAUGGUACGGAGGCAUGGAGGUCGACACAAUCUUCGUGGAGCGGAAGACACAUCGAGAAGAUUGGACCGGCGAGAAGUCAGUCAAGGCUCGCUUCUCCACCAAAGAAAAGAAUGUGAAUGCAUACCUCCGCGGCGACAUGACGACCGAGCAGAUCUUCGAGAAGAUGCGCAAGGAUGGCAAGAAGAGCAAGAAGGAGAUCGACGACCUCGAGCAGCUUGCGAAAGAGAUCCAGUUCCGCGUCAUCGACCGAAAGCUGGUCCCUGUCUGCCGCUCCUUCUACAACCGAACAGCCUUCCAGCUGCCAGGCGACGCUCGUGUUCGUGUCUCUUUGGACACUGAAUUGACCAUGGUUCGAGAGGACAAUCUUGAUGGCCGGCAACGAGCAGGCAAGAACUGGCGUCGCAUGGACAUUGGCAUUGAUUAUCCAUUUCCGCAGCUGCCGCCUGAGGAUGUAGAGCGCUUUCCAUACGGCGUGCUUGAGGUGAAGCUGCAGACUGCCCAAGGUCAAGAACCGCCAGAGUGGAUAAGAGAGCUCACGGCUUCUCACCUGGUCGAGGCAGUUCCUAAAUUCUCCAAAUUCAUCCACGGAUGUGCAACACUGUUCCCUACCCGAAUCGACCUCCUGCCCUUCUGGUUCCCGCAAAUGGACACCGACAUCCGCAAACCUGUCAGCCACAAAUUCGGCAUUGAGCGACCUGGCCAAAGUACAGAUGUGAGCACUAGCGCAGCAAUGGAUGACGACAGCGAUGACGAGCUUGAGGAAGACGAGGAUCUGGAUGACGAUGAGAACCAACAAAGGUUGCGGGCUGCUCGAGAUGCCCUAGAACAACACGAGCAAGACCGGCAUCUUGCCUCGAAUGGUCACGCUAAUGGCGACGCGCACGACCAGGAUGGCAACAUCAUGGACGAGGAAGAGCGCAUGGCCCACAAGCCAUUGAUCUCUGUGGACGAUGACUAUCCAAUCUACGACUCCGAUGACGAGGAGGAAGCUCUCGAAGACGCCAAGAAGAAGGGUGGUUUUGCGUACCGAUGGAAACUGGUCAAGUGGUACUCUGGAGUUGCGGGCGACAAGCUUUUAUAUUUCCUCAAACAAGCUACGCCUUUCCCAACGCCGACGCAAAUCCCCGCUGCAGAAGGUCGAAUGGGUAUCCCUCGCGGCGCUGGCGUGUCGGAGAAGCGCUUCAAGGCGCCCAAGGGCAAGAAGAUCCACGUACCUGUUCGUGUGGAGCCGAAGGUGUCGUUUGCUGCAGAAAGGACGUUCUUGGCAUGGCUCGAGUUUUCCAUCAUCCUCGGCUCUAUUGCAGUCACGCUCAUCAACUUCGGCGAUCGUGUCGGACUCGCAGCAUCAGUGGCAUUCACCAUUCUUGCCAUCAUCGCUCUCUUCUAUUCCAUAGCCAUCUUCCUCUGGCGCGUUGAUAGGAUCAAGCAGCGCAAGGCAGUGCAGUAUCAUGACAAGUGGGGACCGUCGGUACUAUGCGUUGGACUCCUAGCUUGCGUUAGUGUGGCGAUUGCGUAUCGCUUCAAGUAUGGAGGUGAGGGUGACUUGCGAGGCAAGAACCCGGGUCGAAGACCUGGAGGCGAAAAGUCUGUGAUACAUGUGUAGACCGUAGGUAUGGUGUGAAUUUCGAGCGAGCGAGCGCAGUGUAUAGUAGUACAGUCAGGCAGAUACUAAUACAGCGAUCAGAUCUUGCGGCAUUUUGCCGAUGAGAUUAUAGCUUGG
Molecule: messenger RNA, 2574 nt
Organism: Pseudocercospora fijiensis CIRAD86
Lineage: Eukaryota; Fungi; Ascomycota; Dothideomycetes; Mycosphaerellales; Mycosphaerellaceae
Exons: 3
Coding region: 1-2457 (818 amino acids)
Biological process (GO): vacuole fusion, non-autophagic; vacuolar transport; polyphosphate metabolic process
Cellular component (GO): vacuolar transporter chaperone complex; fungal-type vacuole membrane
Source: RefSeq, a predicted model, not a curated record